AUGAGCCGCACCGUGACGAAGGAGCAAUACGCCAGUGUGAGGAAGGUAGAGCGGAUGCUGCUGGGCGCAUGCCUCACGACCCCACGGCAGGGCCUUCUUGAUCCCCACUCCAUGGGGAUUAUCAACUUUUUGAGUGGUAAAGAAUCCAAACUACAGGCUCUCAUGAGGCAACUGGACGUCGGAGCUCAUAAAUCGCUGCAGCCCAUUAAGUUGCUGGUGGAGUUUAUGAGCUUUAUUGUGGGUGGCCUCACAAUUGAGGCAGACAAGAUUGAGGAGGCUGUCUGUGAUGCGCGGAAAGCUGUGGCGGCUCUCACGCACGAAAUUCAACGGCGCAAGCUGGAACUGGGAUGCAGGAAGCAGUACAGCGGCACCAACGUUACUCGUACACUGGAUCAGUUUUACCGCACAAAGCGUGCGAUCUUCUUGAGCACAGCCAACCGCCGCGGGAAUGAGGAGGGGUACACGCAUGAUCUUAUUCUGGCCAUCACAGAGGAUCGAACCCUUCUACAAGAAAAUAGGCGAAUACUGCGCGUUCUCAUCAUGGUGCAGCGACUUUUAUGGGGAUCCGGUAAUGUGUCAGAGGAGGAUAUUGAAUGUAUGCUUCGUGACUUUAGCAUCCCGCUUACUAUUCGUCGGUUUCAUCACAAGCUGAGGGACCUUAUGCUUCUACUCAAGCCAGAGGCACGAAGCUCGCUAAAAUGUUUGCUAUCGCUUGGGGAAUUUAUUGCGAAUGUUCAUAUUGGGCUCUCUGCGGCCACAGAAGAUUUGGACGUAUGUCUAUUCUCGCUAAAGAAGUGCAUUUUGAUGCAGGAGGAAGACUUGAGGGUCCGCCGCAUCAACGCAUUGCGUGAGGCACCCUCUGUAGAAGUUUCUUCGGUGUUUCACCUAUCGGGGCCCAACCGGCGGACGUCGACGUCUGCACGGGAGACCGAAGAACUCAGCAAACUGUAUUGUUCAUAG
Trypanosoma rangeli is the source of this 960-nucleotide messenger RNA. RefSeq lists its product as uncharacterized. The transcript has a single exon. The record is from RefSeq and is a predicted model, not a curated record. The coding region runs from base 1 to 960 and encodes 319 amino acids. Lineage: Eukaryota; Euglenozoa; Kinetoplastea; Trypanosomatida; Trypanosomatidae.